Messenger RNA from Physella acuta, 1791 nucleotides. RefSeq names its product succinate--CoA ligase [ADP/GDP-forming] subunit alpha, mitochondrial. Gene Ontology annotation, cellular component: mitochondrion; succinate-CoA ligase complex (ADP-forming). Gene Ontology annotation, biological process: tricarboxylic acid cycle. Gene Ontology annotation, molecular function: succinate-CoA ligase (ADP-forming) activity; succinate-CoA ligase (GDP-forming) activity. Lineage: Eukaryota; Metazoa; Mollusca; Gastropoda; Physidae. The record is from RefSeq and is a predicted model, not a curated record.
AUAAAAAUUCCAACUAGGCUAAAGUGCAAGAAGCAUAUUUUUUUGUUACAAAAAUAUCCUUGAACUUUGCCUUAUUCAUCAUGGCGGCCACUAACAAGGUGCUUGCAAGGUUGCCUGCUUUGACUAGGUCAUUGAGUCGCAAUGUAUACACAGCAACUAGACCAAACCUGAUGAUCAAUGAGAAUACUAAAGUUAUUUGCCAGGGUUUUACAGGAAAGCAGGGAACUUUUCAUAGCCAGCAAGCUAUUGAAUACGGGACAAAGUUUGUGGGUGGUGUUUCGCCAGCCAAAGCAGGCCAGAAACAUCUUGGACUACCUGUUUUCGCCACUGUAAAAGAGGCUAAAGAUGAAACCGGUGCUUCAGCAACUGUUAUUUUUGUACCUCCGCCUUUUGCUGCUGCUGCUGUGAUUGAAGCUAUAGAUGCUGAAAUUCCAUUGGUAGUAUGCAUCACUGAAGGUAUCCCUCAACAGGACAUGGUGAGGGUCAAACAUAAACUUGUUCGUCAGGCAAAGACCCGAUUGAUUGGUCCUAACUGUCCUGGUAUUAUUAAGCCUGGUGCAUGUAAAAUUGGAAUUAUGCCAGGACACAUACACAUGCCUGGGAAAAUAGGUAUUGUAUCCCGAUCUGGUACCUUAACAUACGAAGCUGUGCAUCAAACCACACAAGCUGGCUUAGGACAGUCCCUUUGUGUUGGAAUUGGGGGUGAUCCCUUCAAUGGUACCAAUUUCAUUGACUGUUUAGAAUGUUUUCUGAAUGACCCCAAAACUGAAGGUAUUGUCUUAAUUGGAGAAAUUGGAGGACAGGCAGAAGAGAAUGCUGCAGAAUACCUUUCACAAAACAACAAAGGUCCAAAUGCCAAACCAGUAGUGUCGUUCAUUGCUGGCCUUACUGCACCCCCAGGACGUCGUAUGGGUCAUGCAGGAGCUAUAAUUGCAGGAGGGAAAGGUGGUGCUGAUGAAAAGAUUGCUGCGCUGAGAGCAGCUGGUGUUGAAGUUACAAUGUCCCCUGCCCAACUAGGCAGCACCAUGGCUGCGGCCCUUCAGAAAAAAAGGUCUUAGCCAGGAUUGUUAGCAAUAAUCUGUUGUAAAAGAAACCAUUUUGUAUAAUAUUAUUUAAAGGGACGUUCCAAAGAGGUUUUGUAUGAAUGCUCGCUCACUGCUGACCGAAUGAAGUAUUUAGUUGACUCCGGGAGUCAAAAUAGAAAUGUAAAGUAUUCUGUUGAUUUGAUGCUGUCAGUAGCUUCCUAUUGGCCAGCAUUUCAUCAAGCGCUUAUCAUUUGUUUAUUUCGCGUCUCAAUACAUCUACCUCUGCUGUAUAAGACAAACUAUCAAUUGCUAUGGAAGAGGUGAUAGUCAACUUUUUCUUUAGGUUUCAUAUGAACUUAUUUGAUGGGAUGUUUUAGGUGCUAAAUUAUAAAAAUACAGUGCUCAGUAAAAUGAGUUGGGCAUGACAGAGACAGACCAUAAAACAAUGAAUGCACAGAACUUCUUUGUGUUCAUCACCAUCGAAAUGUAUUAAGUCGAUUAUGUUAAUUAUGAUUUCAAGGUGUCAUGCUGGGUUAUGGUAGAAUAGUUGCCUUUGAGUGUGAAAGAGCAAUGAAAAGUGAAUAUUUUGUUUUCUGCCCUUCAGUACCCUUAUUUGUGUAGUGUAAUUUCAAUAAUUAAUUUAUGAACGGUGAUUAUAUUUAAUAAAUUUAAAAAAUUGUCAUUUACUUUGUUGAAAUUAUGCAUUAGAGAAAAUGAAAAUUUAAUGAGUAUAUAAUCUUAUUUAAAUAAAGUGCCAUCCAUUUUU